AUGACGCUCCCCGAGACCAUCGAAACCAUCGCCAUCCCGAAGACUGGAGGUAUCAAGCUGUUGGAGAAGGUUACGUUGCCGUUCCCCAAGGUCGAGCCCAACCAUAUUGUGGUGAAGGUUGAGUGGGGAGGUGUCAACUUCAUUGAUACCUACUUCCGUCAAGGCCUCUACCCGCUCAAGUCCUUCCCCGCCCCCAUUGGCAAGGAAGCCACCGGAACCAUCGUCCAACUCCCCACAGACGAGAAAGUCCUCAACGACCCCGCCUUCAAGAAGUUCAACUUCGCAGUCGGUAGCAAAAUCGGCACAGACGCCCUCGGCGCGCACGCCACCUACAUCUCCAUCCCCUGGACCAACGCCUACCCCGUCCCCGAGAGCAUCGACACCAAGCUGGCGGCGGCCGCCCUCCUCCAGGCCCUCACCGCCGUCUCCUUCGUCGAGGAAGCCUACCCCGUACAGAAGGGCGACAUCGUCCUCGUGCACACUGCCGCAGGCGGCCUCGGGCUACUCCUUGUACAGCUGAUCAGGCAUCUGGGCGCGACAGUGAUUGGGACGACGUCGACGGCGGCGAAGGCGGCGAUCGCGAAGGAGCAUGGCGCGGACCAUAUGAUCUUGUACAAGAGCGAGGAUACGCUGCAGAGGGUGCUGGAGAUUACGAAUGGGGAGGGCGUGCAUGCGGUGUUCGAUGGUGUGGGGAAGGAUACCUUCGAGACCUCCCUGGCCGCACUCAGGCGAAAGGGUACCUUGGUCGGCGUGGGCAAUGCGUCUGGCGCUAUCCCGCCCGUUUCCCCCCUUCGUCUCGCUGCCAAGAAUAUCAAGCUGCUUCGUCCGACCAUGAACAACUACGUCUUCACGCCAGAAGAGAAGCUCUACUACACCAACAAGGUCUGGGACUACGUCCAACAGGGCGUCCUCAAGAUCAACAUCUUCAAAGAGUACCCAUUCUCGUCUGAGGGCGUCCGCGAGGCGCAGACGGAGCUGACGACCGGCAAGACCACCGGAAAGUUGUUGAUCAAGAUCGCAGCGUAA
This is a messenger RNA of Schizophyllum commune H4-8, 1026 nucleotides long. RefSeq names its product NAD(P)-binding protein. The coding region runs from base 1 to 1026 and encodes 341 amino acids. The transcript is spliced from 7 exons. The record is from RefSeq and is a predicted model, not a curated record. NCBI's taxonomy places the organism in Eukaryota, Fungi, Basidiomycota, Agaricomycetes, Agaricales, Schizophyllaceae. Gene Ontology annotation, cellular component: cytoplasm. Gene Ontology annotation, molecular function: quinone reductase (NADPH) activity; zinc ion binding. Gene Ontology annotation, biological process: cellular response to oxidative stress.